This is a messenger RNA of Fimicolochytrium jonesii, 4796 nucleotides long. RefSeq names its product P-loop containing nucleoside triphosphate hydrolase protein. Gene Ontology annotation, biological process: transmembrane transport. The transcript is spliced from 5 exons. Gene Ontology annotation, molecular function: ATP hydrolysis activity; ATP binding; ABC-type transporter activity. Bases 355 to 4422 code for a protein of 1355 amino acids. Gene Ontology annotation, cellular component: membrane. Lineage: Eukaryota; Fungi; Chytridiomycota; Chytridiomycetes; Spizellomycetales; Powellomycetaceae. The record is from RefSeq and is a predicted model, not a curated record.
UGCACGCCAAGUUGUGGACCCGAUUUCCCAUUCCAAGACGUCACCGCGAGCGGUUUGCAAUGAAGAUAUCCAUCCCAUGCAUAAUGAAACCUUCCAAACGAACGUUCGGCCGAGGCCGCUCAGACCACAACUUCCCUAGCCAUUUAGUUGGAGCAUCCAAAUUGUGGGGGACUGUGAAGCCUCACAGUACUGCACGCCAAGGUGUAGACCCACGAUAUUUCACUCUGCCAUUCGCGUUGAAGGUUCCCCGUACAACUCAUCAUAAUAUACGCCCACCGUCCCACGAAAAUCAGGCCGCCAAGAUGAGGACUCGGAGAUUUUCGUGGGAUCGCCCUGAAGGGAGCGGGAUCGCACAUGGGAAGGGGCGAUAUAAAUAGUUCGGAGGGCUGCCAGACUCGGGCCCUAUUCGUCACUUCCGGGCUCCAGUUUAGUUUCCCCCGAUCUCGACCUUCCGCCGCCAUGAAAGCGACAGGCGCGACGGCGAUAUCGCCAUCAUUGGCCGUAGACGAGACGUCAACACGAAGCGCUGGACGUGUGCACCGCAACCUUUUAUCAUUUAUAACCAUUUCAUGGCUCAGCCCACUCCUCAAAAAAGGCUACCGCAAAUCCCUCCAAGAAGAAGAUCUCCCCGCUAUAAGUCGCAGCGAUGAGGCGCAAUCUUUCAUUGGAUCGCUGGACCCCUUUUGGACGCGCGUGCAUGGCGCGCGGAAGCAUCAGCAGGUUGACGGCGCGGCGGUCAAGCCGGUGUCGUCGGCGGCGCUUGCGUCGCUGCUGUUUCGGAUCUUUGCGUGGAUGUUCAUUGCGGGGUUGGUGUUGAGCGGGGUUAAUGUUGCUAUUUCCCUGAUUCAGCCGCAACUGAUACAGAAUGUAAUCAAUCUCCUCGACCCAACAUUCGACCAAUCCACACUCACGAUCAAAAGCGUCUACAUCUACGCCGCGAUAUAUGGCCUCCUCAAUAUCGCGUACGCGGCCUGCUCAGCAACCUUCCUUUCCCUCUCCCUCGUCUUUGAAAUGCGCUUGAAAGCCAUCCUCAUCGGUGCCGUUUACGCCAAAGCCAUGCGGCUGUCAACCAAAGCGCGGCUCACCUUCUCCGCUGGCAAAAUCAACUCCCUCGUGGAUGUGGAUGUCAAAAACCUUACACACUUGCUCAACGACGGGGUUGGGGCCGUUGCCUCGUUCGCGCAGAUCGCCCUCGCGCUUUACUUCCUUGCCAGGAUCCUUGGCGUCACCACGUGGGUAUCUGCGGGGACCUACCUGACGCUUGCGGCGCUCUCGAUGGGGCUUGUUACGCGCUUCCUGAUGAAGGGACAGAUAGCAUACAUGCAUGCGUUGGACGGACGGACAAAGAAGCUCCGUGAGUUCCUGUACGGCGUGCGGAUGAUCAAGUACCAGGCGCUGGAGAACAGCUUUGUCGGCAAGAUACUGGAAACGCGCCGAACGCAAUUAUCGGGACUCAGACUAUUCCUGAUAGCCCUGGCGGCCCUGUUCUCGAUCGUGUCGUUCCAGACGAUUCUAAUGCCCACUCUCACCAUCAUCAGCUACUCGCAGCUGGGCGGUGCGCUGACGGCCGGGAACGUGUUCACCAUCCUUGGACUGAUUGGGGCGUUGAUGCUACCCUCCGGCACGUUCCCGGGCCAAGCGAUGACCCUCGUCGGCGCGUGGGUGUCGUUCAAGCGGGUUUCUGAGUUCCUCCUGGCUGAGGAGAAAGACCCGCAGGAUUACACGACGCGUGUGGUACCGGACACAACAUCAGCGCUUGCGGUCGAGUUGACGAACGCGACGUUCACUUAUGAAAAAGCGCGGGAGGAGGAUGCGCCAGAAGGCAAAGAGGCGGCCGAAUCCGCCGCCGAACCGUUCCAGCUUACGGACGUAUCGCUCGAGAUCCCCCGCGGCGCGUUGGUCGGCGUGGUCGGUCCGGUCGGCUCAGGAAAGACGUCCCUGCUCUCCGCCCUGGUCGGCGAUCUGCGCAAAGUAGGGGGCAAGGCCUCCGUGCACGGCACCACGGCGUACUGCCCGCAGGAGGCGUGGAUCCUCUCCGCCACGGUCAAGGAAAACAUCCUCGGUCCGUUCCAGCAUGGUCAGACGACCGAUUUCGACGCGGCUGUAAAGGCAGCGAUGCUUGACGAUGAUCUUCGCCUUAUGACGCACGGUGCCGGCACCCGUGUCGGCGAAAAGGGCAUCUCGCUUAGUGGUGGCCAGCGAGCACGUGUCGGCCUGGCCCGCGCCAUCGGACACAACGCGGACAUGUUGCUUCUAGACGAUCCUUUGGCGGCGCUGGACGCGCGUGUAGGACGUCAGCUGUUUGACGAAACCAUCUGCGGCGCCCCACUGAAGGGGAAGACUCGUGUCCUUGUCACGCAUCAGCUGCAAUACCUCCCGGCCAUGGACCUCGUUGUCGUCAUGGAGGCAGGCCGGAUCGUGCAGAAGGGCACCUUCGACGCUCUGAUGCAGGAUAAGGAGGGCAAACUUGUGGAAAUGAUGAAGUCGUACCAAGCCGAAAAGAAGGAAGACGAGGAGGCUGUUGUUGAGCCGGAUGUCGCACCGGUGGACAAUGUUGCUGCGGUUAUUGAGAAGGUGCAAAAGGAGCUGAAGGAACAGGAGUUGAUUGCCGAGGACCGCAGAGAGGGCGCCGUUCAAUCCAAGUUCUUCAAAGCAUACACCAACGCCUCGGGUUCCAUGUUCAAAUUCGGACUCGUCGUCGUGCUUCCACUCUUCGUCGCUGCGGCGACUCUCAACAAGAUCUUCCUCGCCGUCUGGACGUCCGACGCAUGGGGCUGGACCUUCGACCAGUACCUCCACUUCUACGUCGGCGUCGGCAUGCUCGAGGCUGUGGUCAUCGUCCUAACCUUCCUGAUCAACAUCCGCGGCUCGUACAAAGCCGCCGAGACAUUCCACGACAAAGCGCUGAUGGGGCUCUCUCGCGCGCCAAUGGGAUUUUAUGACGGCCAACCAAUCGGGAGGAUUCUCAACCGCAUGACGACCGACGUGCAGUCGUUGGAUUUGGAAAUGGGGAUGCUGAUCAACAAUUUCGUUGCCAACGCCGUCAUGCUCGUGUCGAUGCUUAUCAUCGUCGCGUACGUCUCGCCGUACAUGCUGAUUCCCAUCGCUGUUCUCGCGGGUCCCGCGUUCUACAUCUUUCGCUUUAGACAAGCUUCAUACCGAGAGCUGAAGCGGUUGUCGUCCAUCAUGCGAUCGCCGCUGAACGCUCACCUCUCUGAGACCCUGACGGGCAUCCCGAUCGUCCGCGCGUUCGGCGCUCAGGACGCGUUCAUCGCUAAACAGCAAUCGACGACCGAUCUGGCCAACAAGGCCCAUUUACUACUCAACAGCACGGCAUACUGGUUCGAUCUGCGGUUGAAUCUCCUCACCUCCGCCAUCGUCAUUGUCUUGCUCAUCGUCGCGGGGUCUGGCGGCGUAAGCCCCGCUUCCAUCGGACUAGGGUUGUCGUCGACCAUCGGGCUCGGUCAAACGUUGCAGGGUGUGCUAUUCAUGGCGGGGCAACUUGAAGCGUCCUUCAACUCGGUGGAGAGACUCACUCAUUAUGCAGACGGUCUGCCUGUGGAGGCGCCGACACAUUUGCCAAAGGACCCUGCGGAGGGAACAUGGCCCGCCAAAGGCCAUAUCGCGUUCGAGAACCUGACCAUCUCCUACAGCGCCGAAUCGGAUGCCAAGAACGUGCUCGACAACGUAUCGUUCGUCGCGACCGCUGGAGAGAAGAUUGGAGUCGUCGGCAGAACCGGCGCCGGAAAAAGCACCUUGAUGGCGGCGCUGUUCCGGCUCGUUGAGGCGAAAGGCGGCCGGAUUGUCGUGGACGGCCACGAUAUUGCUCAGCUCGGUCUCGCCACGCUGCGGAAAGGAAUCACCAUCAUCCCGCAGGAACCUGUGCUUUUCCAAGGCACGAUCAGGUCUAACCUGACCGACGCCAACGACGGCAGCAGUAGUGGAGCUGUCAUGACGGAGAAGAAGGAUAGUGACGACCGCCUCUGGCGCGUAUUAGAAACUGUCGCUCUGCAAGAGUACGUGGCAUCGCUCCCGGAAAAGCUCGACGCCCCCGUCACUGAAGGCGGCGACAACCUGAGCGCUGGCCAACGCCAACUCCUCUUACUGGGCCGCGCACUCCUCCACCACCCCGCAGUCCUCGUCCUCGACGAAGCAACAGCCGCCGUCGACGCCGCCGCCGAAGACCGGAUUCAAAAAGCCAUGGCGGAAGAACUGCAAAAUACUACCGUGCUGUGUAUCGCGCAUCGGCUUGUUACCGUUGCCGCCUGCGAUAAAGUGCUGGUCAUGGACAAGGGCACGGUGCUUGAGUUUGACUCCCCGAAAACACUGUUGCGCGAUAGGCCUGAGUCGGCGUUUGCGGCGCUGGUGGAGUCGGCGGGACCUGCUGAGGCUGCGCGGGUGCGGGAGAUUGCGUUUGCGUAGAACUUUACUGACCCUGACUUCCCUUUAAUUACCUCCCCUCUGCUUUCAUCAAUCAUCCUUAGAUAGUGGGUUAGAGCGGAGGUGGACAUUGCUAGUGAGGAUAGGUAACCUUCAGACCCCUGAAGGCACCCCUCCUGGCGUCUCCUGGCGUUUUCUUUCUUCUAUACAAGGCGUAUGACAUCGCAAUCCGACAUAUCGUAUCAAUACAUCCUUAUUCUCGUUUAGACCCUUGAAUCUCUUAUAUCAUACUGCGCUGGUUCGCCUUCAUCCUCCCGGAGUCCUCCACUUGUUGUGAUCCUUCGCAUUUUGUGUUCUCCAUCCCUUGCGCUGGAACUGACACGAAAGGGGCUACAGUGUCGGAGUUUUAUGGUUGU